This is a messenger RNA of Sitophilus oryzae (rice weevil), 2469 nucleotides long. RefSeq lists its product as uncharacterized. NCBI's taxonomy places the organism in Eukaryota, Metazoa, Arthropoda, Insecta, Coleoptera, Curculionidae. The transcript has 2 exons. The coding region runs from base 407 to 2416 and encodes 669 amino acids. Gene Ontology annotation, molecular function: protein dimerization activity. The record is from RefSeq and is a predicted model, not a curated record.
UGCGAUAUAAAAAAAUUAUCUACGUAGUCGUGCUUGGAGUUUGAUGUUGGAACAUGUAAAUCAGUUGAAAUGGUUUGGGACCCUUAAUUUGCUUUUCUAUAGUCCAGGGAUGCGGACAAAGACGCCGACUCGCCGACAAAGACAAUGCCGCAGUUAAGAGCCCCAAACCAUUCCAAUUGACUUUGGAAAACUUAUAAUAUAGCACAGUUGAUUAUGUUUUCACGUUAAGUAAUACCAGCGGCGAUACAAUUUAUAUUGCUGAUGCCGGGAGGGGACUCCCCAACGCGAUUUAUUAUUUUCAUUUUUGUGUGUUGCGAGUUGCGACAUUUGAAAUUUGAAUCUGAGUGUUGUCCAGUUUAGUUUUCUUAAGUGAUUUUAUUUUUAAUGUUAAAAUAUUUUACUGAACAUGAGCUCUGAAUCCGACACAUCAGAUGUGAAUGAUACAUCCGUUUCUGGAGCAGCAAAAAAGAAAAAAUAUGCACAGUGCUACAAAGAAAGUUGGGAAAGUUCACCACGAUUUAAAGGGUGGUUGACUAAAAGUGAAAAGGGUAAAGAAUAUGCUUUAUGUAAGCCUUGCAGAAAAGAAAUUAAUGUCAGCAGCGGAAAGGAUGCAUUAGUUAAACACAGUUCAAGUAAAAACCAUGAAAAAAACGUUAAGUCUAUUUCAAAACAGAAAACUCUUGAGGGAUUUAUGACAGCGGGACCAUCAAUGAAAAAAAAUCUUGAGGAUGACAUUAAAAACGGAGAAAUACGAUUAAGUGCUUUUAUCGCCGAGCACAAUUUGCCGUUCGCGACAAUGGACCAUUUGGUUAAAAUUGUGUCUAAAAUAUGUCCCGACUCGAAAAUUGCGCAAGGUUUGGCUUGCGGCAGAACAAAGACUACAUCUAUAGUAAAAUAUGUUUUGGGGGAACAUGGCUUUGAUACUUUACGUCAACACCUCCGAAAUGUGAAGUUUUCCUUAAUCGUGGAUGAGUCCACUGAUCGAAAAUGCGAAAAGGAGAUGUGCAUGGUGGUAAGAAGCUAUCGUGACGAUAACAUUAAGGAUGACUUUUUUGGAUUAAUAAAACUUUCUUCAGCAGAUGCUUUAACACUAUAUAAUCACAUUGUUGAAUAUUUUACCAGUAAUGAUAUACCCUAUAAACAAAAUCUGAUAGGAUUUGCAUCAGAUGGUGCGAAUGUGUUAAUGGGACACCAACAUUCCGUAAUGAGUUUACUAAAAAAAGAUAUUCCAGCAUUAUAUGUAAUGAAAUGUAUCUGUCACUCAUUUCAUUUAUGCGCUUCCUAUGCCUGCCAAAAAUUGCCUCGGUUUGUAGAGGACUUAACACGUGAUGUAUAUAAUUAUUUUAGUUCCAGUCCUAAAAGAACCUCGCAGUUUUUAGAAUUCCAGGAAUUUUGUGAUGUUAAAGCCCAUAAAAUUCUACAUCCUGCCCAAACACGUUGGCUCUCUGUUCAUUCUGCUAUAUCCAGGAUUCUUGAACAGUACGGAGCUCUUCAGUUAUAUUUUACAGAUGCUGUCAGCCAAAAUGACCUACUUGCUGCAGAAAACAUAUUAACAAAACUGAGAGAUCCUACGACAAAAUUAUUUUUACAGUUUUUAGACUUUAUCUUGCCAUUUUUCACAAACUUAAACAAAGAAAUGCAAUCAGAAUCACCAAAAAUUCACCUGAUCUAUAAAAACGUAACUAAUAUUUUAAGAAGUAUUUUUGAUUGUUUUUUGAAAAGAAAUUACGUCGUAAAUACUCCCCUUGAAAAUAUUGACUAUAAAAAUCCUAAAAAUUUUUUGGCUAUCGAAGAUAUAUAUUUAGGGGGAAAUGUUAUGAAAACUAUUUCCGAAAGCACGAUUUCACAAGAUCAAUUAACAUUUUUUCGAUUAAGAUGCUUAGAUUUUUAUACAGAAGGUUGUUCUCAAAUAAUACAGCGGUUUCCUUUAAAAAAUAAUGUUUUAGAGAAACUUGAUUUUGUCGACCCUGCUAUUAUAAAAUCUGGAUCAGUCUCGUCACUUGUUCCAAUAGCACUUUUAUUUCCCAAUCUGAUACAGCCCGAAAAUCUACAAAAUUUAGAUAACCAGUGGCGCCUGCUGCGAAAUACCAAAGACAUAAAUACUCUUUCAAACGAUGUUAUAUUAUUUUGGCAGGAAGUACAUAAAAUGGAAAGGGGUGAUGGAGAACUAGCUUUUAAUUUACUAGUUAAUUUUGUGAAAUGUAUUCUUUCCUUACCAGUUUCAUCCGCUAAUGUAGAAAGGAAAUUCUCUCAGUUAAAUUUAAUAAAAACAAAUCAAAGAAUGUCAUUAAAUUCAGAUACCACAGCUUCUCUUCUCUAUGCCAAAGAAUAUAUAGGAGUCAAAAACUGUUAUGAUUUUCCAGUCGAUAAAAAAUUAAUUAACAGUAUGACCAGUACAAAUUUAUACAGAGAAUAGGAAUAGGUCCACCUCAAAAUAAGCUAUAUUACACUUUUGUAUAUUUAUCCCAU